UUGCAGAGCAGACGGGAAGCAACAUAACCUUACCUUAUCCCCUCCCCCUCCCUCGAGCGAGAGCGGUCAGGGUCAGCUUGAGCUUCCAUAGCAGGUGAGGUGAAGAUGCUGCUCACCACCCCCUUCGUGUCCCCUCUGAAGCUCCAGGCCAAUGGCGUCGCCUCCGCCUCCGCCUCGCCCGUGUCGACGGCGCUGACGAUCCAGGCGGCGAAGCAGCUGACGGGGCGUGUGGUGACGACGAAGGCGAACAAGACGGUGGGGGUGGAGGUGGUUCGCCUGGCGCCGCACCCGAAGUACAAGCGCCGGGAGCGCAUCAAGAAGAAGUACCAGGCGCACGACCCUGACAACCAGUUCAAGGUCGGCGACGUCGUCGAGCUCCGCCUCUCCCGCCCCAUCUCCAAGACCAAGCACUUCCUCGCCGUCCCCCUCCCGCCGCGCGACACCCGCCGCAAGUCGCAGCUCCUCCCGCUGCUUCAGUCCCAGUCCGACCAGGACCAGGACCAGUCGCCUCCUCCUCCCUCCGAGUAAAUCACCGUAUCCUUCAUUUGCUGUUGCUCCCGCAAUGUAAUUUCUUCUUGCUACUGUGUACUUGCUCUGGAUUUGGAAUUUUCCCUGCUAUGGUAUGUUCCCCUUUUCCUUUUUCUGGACGAAGAAA
Oryza brachyantha (malo sina) is the source of this 655-nucleotide messenger RNA. Its product is annotated as 30S ribosomal protein S17, chloroplastic. The record is from RefSeq and is a predicted model, not a curated record. The coding region runs from base 106 to 528 and encodes 140 amino acids. Gene Ontology annotation, molecular function: structural constituent of ribosome. The transcript has a single exon. Gene Ontology annotation, biological process: translation. Gene Ontology annotation, cellular component: ribosome. NCBI's taxonomy places the organism in Eukaryota, Viridiplantae, Streptophyta, Magnoliopsida, Poales, Poaceae.